This is a messenger RNA of Cavenderia fasciculata, 747 nucleotides long. RefSeq lists its product as uncharacterized. Gene Ontology annotation, cellular component: peroxisome. Lineage: Eukaryota; Evosea; Eumycetozoa; Acytosteliales; Cavenderiaceae. The record is from RefSeq and is a predicted model, not a curated record. The transcript is spliced from 2 exons. Gene Ontology annotation, biological process: fatty acid beta-oxidation. Bases 1 to 747 code for a protein of 248 amino acids. Gene Ontology annotation, molecular function: delta(3)-delta(2)-enoyl-CoA isomerase activity; enoyl-CoA hydratase activity.
AUGACAACAGAAAAGAAAUUUGGUCAUGCAUCAGUAUCAGUUGCUGAAGGUACUGAUGAUGUUUAUAUCAUUAAAUUUACAGAAGAGGAAAAUAAAUUCAAUGAUGAUAAUUUAAAGAAUAUUAAUGAUGCUCUUGAUUAUAUAGAAUCAUGUGAAGAAGCAUCAUGUUUAAUAACAAUUGGGACAAGUUCAAAAUUCUAUUCAACAGGAUUAGAUUUAGAUUGGAUUACAUCUGGACAAUGUAAAGACUUUAGAAAAUUUAUUACCAACUUUCAAAAGAUGUUGGCCAGAAUGUUGACAUUGCCCAUUCCAACCAUAUGUGUUAUCAAUGGUCAUGCAUUUGCUGGUGGUGCCAUGUUGGCAUGUGCACAUGAUUACCGUAUCAUGCGUCAAGACAGAGGUUUCUUUUGUCUUCCAGAGGUUGAUAUUCAUAUCCCACUUACACCUGGUAUGAAUGCCAUCCUACAAUCAAAGAUGACCGAUGGCACCGUCUACAGAGAUGCAGCAUUACUAGGUAAACGAUUCAAUGGAAAGGAAUCACUUCAAGGAAAGAUUGUAGAUGCUCUUGCAUCAGAAGAUAAAUUAUUAUCCGAUGCCAUCGCACUUGCCACUUCAAUCUCUUCAAAAGGAAAGGAUAGAUUUACAUUUGGAUCUUUGAAAAAGGAAUUAUAUAAAAAUGCUACCAAAGAAUUAUUAUCUGGUGAUUUUGGGCAUGCCGCUGGUGUUAAAAUGUUUUCUAAAUUGUAA